GCAAAGGCGACGCAGAACCCACCAGGACCACGCACACGGCAGACGGCACCACGCGAGCGAAACUAGCACAGCAGCGAAGCGGCGGCGGCGGCGAUGGGAGGUGAGACCACGGGUGCCGGCGGCGGGGGGUUCCGCGCGCGGAUGGAGCACUACCUGUACAGUGGAGAGAAGAAGCACGUCCUCGCCGGGAUCGCCAUCUUCGCCGCCGUCUUCGGCGUCCCCUGGUACUUCAUGACCCGAGGAGCAAAGCAUCAAUCUCACCAAGAUUACAUGGAAAAAGCUAACAAGGCGAGGUCGGAGAGGCUUUCUUCUGGACAGCCAUCGGCGCUGAAAGAAUGAAGCAGUAGUACCCAUCCUGGUUCCUGACGUCUAGAGAUCAGCAUACUCCUGUUUUGUUUGUAAUCAGAGGAUUUUAGUCUGUUUUGAAAUAAGCAGAUAUCUUUCUUAUCUCACUAGAUGUAGAAACCAAGAAUUGGCGCAACAUGUUACCAGGAAUUUUGUCUACUGGAGCCUCCAUUACCAUUUGUGCUGUUUGCAAGGACAUGGCCCAUACAGAACUCAUGCAGUAUUUGCACCUGUUUCAUAGUAUUUCAGCUAAAUUUCCGUAA
This is a messenger RNA of Setaria italica (foxtail millet), 608 nucleotides long. RefSeq lists its product as uncharacterized. The transcript is spliced from 2 exons. Bases 94 to 339 code for a protein of 81 amino acids. NCBI's taxonomy places the organism in Eukaryota, Viridiplantae, Streptophyta, Magnoliopsida, Poales, Poaceae. The record is from RefSeq and is a predicted model, not a curated record.